AAGAAGAUGAUGGAGUCUUGUUUGGCUGGGAAGCCGGAGAGAGUCGGGCCGGUGGAGGUGGACGACAUCAGGAGAGAUCUGCUGGGUGAAUUCAGUGCUCUACCAGCGCAGGACAGCGUUCAGUCGCAGACGGAGAACCUGCAGGUUUACCUGAGGGUUCGACCGUUCACUGCAGCCGAGAGCGACAACGGAGGCUCACAGGGGUGCGUCACCAUCGAGGGGCCCGACACUGUGGUCCUGAAGGCUCCCAGGAGCUGUCAAUCAAACCGACAGAAUGAGAAGUCCCUCCCACAGACGGCACAGAGGUUCACCUUCACGCAGGUGUUCGAGCCGGAGGCCAGUCAGAGGAAGGUGUUCGAGGGCUCGGUUCGUGGGUUGGUCCGAGACGUUCUGCAGGGAGGAAACUGUCUGGUGUUCACCUACGGAGUCACCAACGCCGGAAAGACCUUCACAUUCCUGGGUCCGGACCACGACUCCGGCCUGUUGCCCAGGUCUCUGUCGGUCAUCUUUAACAGCAUUGAAGGUCGCCUGUACGGCCGGUCCGAUCUGAAGCCUCAGCGCUGCAGAGACGUCAGCAGGCUGACUCCAGACCAGCAGGCGGCGGAGAUCAGCAGCAAGAGGAACCUGCUGAGGCUGCUGAAAGAGAGCGACAGAAACCAGACGUCUGGAAGAUCCGCUUUCCUCGACGGCUCGUCUCUCAGCAGCGACAGCAGCCUGAACGGCGUCUCUGAAGCCGACAGCUUCUGCCUGGACGUCGACUCAAACGUCCGUUUCUCCGUCUGGGUUUCCUUCUGUGAGAUUUAUAACGACAACAUCCACGACCUGCUGGAACAGGUUCCCGGCGGACACCACAGGAGGACGGUGCUGCGUCUGUCUCAGGACGUGAAGGGGAACUCCUUCAUCAAAGACCUGCGGUGGGUCCAGGUGAACAGCUCCGAGGAGGCCUACAGAGUCAUGAAAAUCGGGAAGAAGAACCAGAGCUUCUCCUCCACCAGACUGAACCAGCUGUCCAGCAGGAGCCACAGCAUCUUCUCCAUCAGGAUCCUCAGAGUGGACGACGUCGGCGUUCCCAGAGUCCUCGGCAUCAGCGAGCUGGCGCUGUGCGACCUGGCCGGCUCCGAGAGAUGCUCCCGGACUCACAACACCGGAGAGAGACUGAAGGAAGCGGGAAACAUCAACAGCUCUCUGCUGACGCUGGGGAAGUGCAUCAACGCCAUGAGACUGAACCAGCACGCCAAGUUCCAGCACCACAUCCCCUUCAGGGAGUCCAAGCUGACCCACUUCCUGCAGUUCUUCUUCUGUGGUGCCGGCCGGGUCUCAAUGGUGGUCAACAUCAACCAGAACCCGUCCUGCUUCGACGAGACGCUCAACGUCCUCAAGUUCUCCGCCCUCGCCCAGAAGGUGGUGGUGGUGAACUCCAGGCCCGCGGUCCUGGACGACGCCCCCCACAGGUCGGCCAUGGAGCUGUCGAUCAUCAUCGACGAGGCCGACCAGCGCAGGAACGUGUCGGGGCGGGGCAGGAAGAGCUCGCUGGUCGCCUGGGAGACGACCCUGGAAGACGUGCUGGAGGUUGAGGACGACGAGGAGGAGGAAGAGGAGGAGGAGAGUGCGAUGGAGGGAACCGUGCUGGAGGCCGGAGGUGAGGAAGACGAGGAGGAGGAAGAGGACCGGACGAUGGAGGAAGAAGAGAAGCCAGACCGAGAGGCUGCGCUGCGAUUGGUUCUGGAGGCUCAGAUCAGAGAGGAAGUCAGCACUGAGUUCAUGGAGCUCUUCAACAAGAUGGAGAAAGACUACAGCGAGCGUCUGGAGAAGGAGAGGGAGAUCCUGGAGGAGCGAGCCGAGAAGAGAGUCGAGAUCCUGAAGAACCUGGUCAGCAAGACGGUCGACCUGUCAACCGUCGGCGCCGACAGCAGCAAGGAGGAGCAGGCGACUGUGUUGGAGGGAAUCAUCAGCUCGCUGACUGAAGACCUGCAGAAGGUCAGAGAGGACGCUCAGAGCGUUCAACGCUGCCUGACGGAGCACGCCCACGCCGCAGUCUCGCCAGUCCUGGAGGAGGAGAUCUCGAGGCUGCAGGAGGAAAACCGCAAGAAAGAGGAAACCAUCUGCGAGCUGAGAGAGAGGGAGGAGAGGAGGAGGGGGCUGGAGGAGGAGCUGAGGAGACGGGAGGAGGAGGUGGAGGAGCUGAAGAAGGAGCAGCUCCUGCUGGAGCAGAACGUGCAGAAGCUGACGGAUCUGGACCAGUGUCCAAACUGUGCGUCUGUGUUUUCGUCUCUGGAGUCGGAGCAGAGGGAAACAUCCAGACUGACGAAGGAGAACAAAGCUCUGGUUAACGGCAUCUUCCAGCUGCAGACAGAGAUGACGAGUCUCCAGGCGCAGCUCAAAGAGCAGACUGACAGGUGUGACAGCCUAUCAGAGCAGCUCAGCACUGCAAAGGCCCGCCUCCAGGACCUGGAGAGCCAAUCGGAGGAGAAGGCCAACACCAUCAGCAGUCUGACACAAGAAGUGGAGCGUCUGAGACGUGAACUCAAGGAGGGAGAGGCGGGACAGAGCAGCAGCAGCAGUGUUUUCCACGCCACCAUAGAGGAGCUGAAGAAGGAGGGCCUGGCAGCGCUGGAGAGGUCGGCUCAGAAAUCCCAACAGAUCCAAGAUCUGCAGAGAGAAAAGAUGCAGCUGGAGGAGACUCUGUCUCACAGUGAGAACAGGUGUGUCGAGCUCAGGGGGGAGUUAGCCAAUCAGAAGGCAGAAUCCUCGCGUCAGCUCCAGAGCCUGAGGGCGGAGCUUGAGUCUGAGGGCGGAGCUCUGCGAGGGAGACUGGAGGAGCAGAAGAGAGACCAGGAGACGGAGAAGGAAGAGCUGCAGCGAGUCGCGUCGGAGAAGGACAGACUGAUAGAAGAAAGCCAGCGGCAGACGGAGACGCUGAGAAAAGAGCUGGAGCGUCUGCAGGAAGAGCUGCAGGGGAGGGAGGAGGAGGAGAAGGAGAACAGACAGGAGGAGGAGGAGAAGGUGUCGGUGGUGGAGGAGCUGAAGGAGGAGCUCCAGAGACUCCAGGAGAGGAAGAGAGGGAGACAGCUGAAGCAGGAGGAGGCGGCGGUGGGGAGGAGGAGCAGAGUUGAUGCUGUACACAGAGAGCUGGAGAGACUGAAGGAGGAGAGAGAGAGAAACCUGCAGCAGGACGUUCACGACUCUCCUCUGAGGUCCAACAUGGCCGACCGGAAGAAAACCCCCAGAACUACAGGGAGGAAGAGGAAGAGCUGCGAGGUGGAGGGCCUGGUGUCCAGCGAGAACAAGAGAAACCGGGUGAGAGGAAACGCUCGAAACAACAAACAGGAGAAGAGAGACGCGGCUCUUCAGAACAUCAGAGAGUUGAUCACCAAGUCUCCGUCCAUCCUGGGCAGCAAAGCUAAAAAUAUCAUCAGUCUGGUCAGUGGACAUUCGGUUGAGAAGGAGACGGUUACCACAGCAACCAAACCGAGACGAGGACGGAAGAAGCUUUACAAGCAGGACGCCUCGGAUGCCCUGCUAGACUCUCCACACAUGAUGUCCGGAGGAGCUGAGGAGGAGAAGGAGAGCGAUCACCUGAUCAUUAAGAGGCAGCUGCGGUCCAAGACCUGCAGGAAGUGACAUCAUCACCAUCAUGUGACAACACUAAACCUCAGAUUUCUGUCAAACCGUCAGUGGUUCUGAGGGUUUGAGUUGAAAUAUCUGUACAGUUUGUAUUUCUGUCUGAUUUUUAGUUCAGUACUUUGUUUUUCAUCGCUGGGGAUCAAUAAAGAGUUGAGACAACAA
Messenger RNA from Micropterus salmoides (largemouth bass), 3786 nucleotides. RefSeq names its product kinesin-like protein KIF20A. Gene Ontology annotation, biological process: microtubule-based movement; mitotic spindle assembly. The record is from RefSeq and is a predicted model, not a curated record. NCBI's taxonomy places the organism in Eukaryota, Metazoa, Chordata, Actinopteri, Centrarchiformes, Centrarchidae. Gene Ontology annotation, cellular component: spindle microtubule; nucleus. Gene Ontology annotation, molecular function: microtubule binding; plus-end-directed microtubule motor activity; ATP binding.